AUGGGUAAGAAGAAGGUCCUUGUGUGCUAUGGAGUCGACAUUGACGCCGUCGCGGGAUGGUUGGGUUCGUAUGGUGGCGAAGACAGCACAUCUGAUAUCUCUCGAGGACUUUGGGCAGGCAGUGAAGGAACUCGCCGCCUGCUCAAGUUGUUUGCAAAGUACAACAUCAAGGCCUCAUGGUUCAUUCCGGGGCACUCUCUAGAGACCUUCCCUGAAGAAUGUGCCAUGGUCAGAGAUGCGGGUCACGAAAUUGGGCUUCACGGCUACUCCCACGAGAACCCAGUGGACAUGACGCUUGAGCAGCAGCGCGAUGUGCUCGACAAGACAUUUCGCAUGCUGACUGAUUUCUGCGGCAAGCCUCCACGAGGUUCCGUUGCACCCUGGUGGGAGACCAGCGCCGAGGGCAUGGAAUUGCUUCUGGAUUAUGGCAUCUGCUACGAUCAUUCCAUGAGCCACGAAGACCACAAGGCAUACUGGCUUCGUUCUGGAGAUAGUUGGACCAAGAUCGACUAUUCUCAAAAGGCAGAGACGUGGAUGAAGCCGCUAGUCAAAGGCAAAGAGACUGGCCUGGUUGAAAUCCCAGGCAGCUGGUACAUCGACGAUCUGCCUCCCAUGAUGUUCAUCAAGAAGUCUUCAAACUCCCACGGCUGGGUGAACCCAAGGGACGUUGAGCAGAUUUGGAUGGAUCACUUUGACUACUUUUAUCGCGAGUACGAUGAAUUCAUCUUCCCAAUGACCAUUCAUCCCGACGUGAGCGGACGCCCCCACGUCUUGUUGAUGCACGAAAGAAUCAUCGAACACAUCAACAAGCAUGAAGGUGUAGAGUGGGUGACGAUGGAGCAAAUGUGUGAUGAUUUCCUGGCCAAGAACCCAGUCCCAGAGGGCGCUAGGAUGCCGGCUAGCAGAGAAGAGGUCCUGGCAAUGCUGGAGAGGACUAAGAAAUAA
Messenger RNA from Pestalotiopsis fici W106-1, 945 nucleotides. RefSeq lists its product as uncharacterized. The record is from RefSeq and is a predicted model, not a curated record. Gene Ontology annotation, molecular function: hydrolase activity, acting on carbon-nitrogen (but not peptide) bonds. Gene Ontology annotation, biological process: carbohydrate metabolic process. The transcript is spliced from 9 exons. Bases 1 to 945 code for a protein of 314 amino acids. NCBI's taxonomy places the organism in Eukaryota, Fungi, Ascomycota, Sordariomycetes, Amphisphaeriales, Sporocadaceae.